Messenger RNA from Homalodisca vitripennis (glassy-winged sharpshooter), 2646 nucleotides. Its product is annotated as vegetative cell wall protein gp1-like. Bases 216 to 2387 code for a protein of 723 amino acids. NCBI's taxonomy places the organism in Eukaryota, Metazoa, Arthropoda, Insecta, Hemiptera, Cicadellidae. The record is from RefSeq and is a predicted model, not a curated record. The transcript is spliced from 2 exons.
GGCAACUGUUAGACAACAAGUCUUUACUGUAGCGAAGCAUUGUGAAAAAUAGUUCCGAUAAUGGCCUUUGAUACCGACGCACAGUUAUAUAGCGCCAUGACAAACAUCGUUAUCAAAAUAUAUAGGAAGUAAAUCAGGUGGUACUUUAAAACUUCCCCCACACUCUUAGCAAUAAAAACUGCAUUAGUUGCAUUAGGCUGUCUCACCAGAAUGCGAUGGUGCUUACCAAGAUGUCGGUUAUGCUGAUUGGAUUCCUGAUUGGCAUCUCGGCGGUAGCCGCAGAUCCCAUGCCUGUGGCAAAUCCUCAACCGAACGCGAUGGCAACGCCUUUCUCACAGCAAAAUCAAAUGCAAAACACUCAGUCUGGACCAAUGGCUAAGCCCAAUCCCCAACCAAAUCCAAUGCCUAACGCAAAUCCACAACCUAAGGCAAUGGCAUUUGCACAACCUUCAGCAAAACAAACUCAACAAGGACCAAUGCCUACAUCUCAACAAGGACCUAAUCCAAGUCCUCAGCCAGGGCAGAGUGGUUCCUCAUCUGGACCAAUGCCAGGACCUCAACAAGGAUCAAUGUCAGGACCUCAGCCAGGGCCAAAGCCAAAUCCUCAACAAGGGCCACUACCAAAUCCACAACCGGGAUCUAAUUUUGGCCAAUCUUCUGGACCAAAGGCGGGACCUCAACAAGGAUCAAUGUCAGGGCCUCAACAAGGACCAAAGCCAAGUCCCCAACAGGGGCCUAAGUCAAAUCCUCAACAAGGGCCAAUGCCAAGCCCCCAACCAAAUUCUAACUUUGGUCAGGCAUCUGGACCAAAGGCAGGACCUCAACAGGGACCAAAGUCGGGUCCUCAACAGGGACCGAAGUCGGGUCCUCAACAGGGACCAAAGCCUAGUCCUCAACAAGGUCCAAUGCCAAGUCCUCAACCAAAUUCUAAUUUCGGUCAAAACUCUGGACCAAAGGCAGGACCACAACAAGGGUCUAUGUCAGGGCCUCAGCAAGGACCGAUGCCAAAUCCUCAACAAGGACCUACAUCUGCAUCUCAACAGGGAACAAAUUUUGGACCGAAGCAAGGUCCUACCCCUAAUCCUCAACAAGGACCAAUGCCUAAUGCUCAACCUGGACCCAUUUUUACACCCAAUCAAGGACCCAAGCAGGGACCCCAACAGGGGCCAAUGCCAAAUCCUCAGCCAAGUCCUAGUUUUGGACCAAAUCAACUCCAACAAGGACCAAGUCCUCAACAAGGGCCAAAGUCGAGUCCUCAACAAGGACCACUGCCAAGUUCACAACCAGGGCCUAAUUUCAAUCAAAAUCAAGGACCAAAUCCCCAACCAACAGUGAACUUUGGGUCUAAUUCAGGACCCAUGCCAGGGCCUAACUUUGGAUUGAAUCAAGGACCAAUGCCAACUCCUCAACCAGGACCUAAUUUUGCACCAAAUCAAGGUCCUAUGUCAGGUCCUCAACCGGGACCAAAUUUCCCUUCACUAGGUAACCAAGGACCGGCUCCUACUCCAGUUCAUAACCACGUACAUGGCCCAUUGCCCAAUCCUCUUCCUACUUCCAGCUUUGGACCUAGUUUUGGUCCUGAUGCCAAUCCAUCUUACAAUCCAGGACCAUCAUUUGGGCCCUCUCCAAGUCCUCAACCAGGACCUUCAUUUAACCAGCCCUCAGGACCUUCUCCAGGCCCUAAUUUUGGUUUUCCAUCAGGUCCAUGGGCUAAUCCCUCACCUACACCAGCUGCUACUCCUCAGCCAGAACCAAACUAUGGACCAAUGCCUGCCCCUUGGCCAGUUCAUCAACAUACUUACGCUGGACCAAACUUUGGUACUCAAUCUGGACCAUGGCCAGAACCACUUCCAUAUCCUGAACCGGGACCUGUUUUCAAUUCUCAGUCUGGUUUUAAUGCAGGGCCAAUGCCAGGACCAAUGUCUUUACCUAACUUUGGCCCUCAACCAGGGCAAAUGUUUGACUCGCAGUCCUUUGGUCCAAUGCCAGGUCCUCAACCUAUCUACGGCCCUCAACCAGGACAAAUAUUUGACUCGCAAUCAUUUGGUCCAAUGCCAGGUCCCCAACCUUACUUCGGCCCUCAACCAGGACAAAUGUUUGACUCGCAGCCGUCUGGCCCAAUGCCAGGUCCUCAACCUAACUUUGGGCCUCAACCGGGACAAAUGUUUGACUUCCAACCCUCUGGUCCAAUGCCAAGUCCACAACCAGUACCAAACUUCGGAUCAACUCAAGGACAAUGGUCUGGUCCUCAACCAAGUGGACCAAGUGCCAGUCAGCCUAACUAUGGUUCCUCUUCUGGACCUUGGCAAGGUCCUCAACCUAACCCAAACUUUAACGGUUACAAUUCACAGUCAGGACCAGGGUCUUGGCCAUUAGCUAUGAACUAACUGUUUCUCUCAACAAGCCGUGAUGUUAGGCUCGAAUAGUUUUAGGAUCUGAAUGUUAUAUGUCAGGUUAGAAGAAGAAGCUCACUAAUAUGUUAUUGUGAACAUAAUACUUAUCAUAGCAACAUUAGCAUUCAGCAUUAGCAUUAGAUAUUCAUUUAGAUAAUACCACAGGUUUAGAAAGUAUCUGAUGCUAACCGUUUUUUAUAGCAUAUAGCAUAUAGUUUAUAUUUUGAAUUUAUAAUAAAUAUAUAAAAAUGAA